AUGGCACAAACAACCAACGAUGUCGAACCAUCGGUCCUUAUUAUUGGCGCCGGUACAUUUGGCACAUCGACUGCUCUCCAUCUCAGCAAAACAUACCGCGACCCAUCCCGGAUAACAAUCGUUGACCGUUGGGCACCUGACGAUUCCCAUGACAAAAGAGUCGCAGCCGCAAUUGAUAGUAGUCGUAUCAUCCACACACAUUAUGCAAAUGAAGCAUAUCGAAAAACGGUGCAAGAAGUGAUGCAUACGUGGAGUUGGACGAUGGGGUAUCUGGGGCAUUUCCAACAGACUGGACUGGUCGUAUACGACGAUCGCAACACAGAUAAGAAAUGUGAGAACCCAGAGGAGUGGUGGGGCGUGGGAGUGAGGGGGUUAGAGGAGCUUGGGUUGGAGACGAGGGGGAAACAAGGUGAAUACGACUCCAAGGCGGGGUGGGUCGAUGCAGCGAGUGCGACAGCGAGUUUCAUGCGUUUUGCCGAGAGCAGAGGUGUUCGUCGUGUCACGGGAGAGGCAGAAGAGCUCGUUCUCAACGCAGAGAGAUGUAAUAUUGAGGGUGUACGAUUGAUCACUGGCGAAGUGCUGAAGGCGGAUAAGAUCGUGCUGGCGGCAGGUGCAUGGACGACUGUGCUUCUUGCACCAGUCGAACACGUCUUGCAAACCCAGGAAGUGGGUAGCAUUGCCCAACAGAUUACCGCAGUGGGCCGUAUCUCAGCAUACUACCACCUCAGCGAAGAAGCAACACGGAAGCUAGUCGAUGCCAAAACGCCCAUCGUCGUCAUACCAGGAGUCGUCGAGAUCAUUCCACCAAGCUUGCAAAAUCGCACACUGAAAAUCAACGAUUUGAGAACAGAAGUUGUCAACACUAUCACCACAUCCUCUGGGCGGAAGAUCUCAGUUCCAUCUGCGAGGAAACAAUACGAGGUACCCGAAGAUUUGCAAAGAAAGAGCGAGUAUGUGAUAAGAACCGCAUUGCCAGGUUUCCUGCACGACAGGCGACCAGAUCGCUGGCGAAUGUGCCAUGAUGCUGUUACACCAACAGGAGAUUGGAUCAUGUGUCAAUAUCCAGAUAAGAGAGUGGGAAACCUAUAUGUCGCAGUCGGCGGGAGUUUCCAUUCAUAUAAAUUCCUGCCGAUCGCGGGCAAAUACGUGGUCAAUAUCUUGGAUGGAGCGAGUAAUGGCGCCGAGAAGGAUGAGUCGUGGGGAUGGAAGUCGGCGGAGUGCAUAGCAAAGGAGAGGAGAGAAGUGAGGGAAUUUGAGGGAGGCAAGCAAGUCGAAAGGAAGAGUAGGCUGUGAUGUGUUGACUAUACGAAGCCAGAAAUAUGUAUCGAUCGAGGGACAGGUCCGUCACAUUCUUACACAGAAGACUCGAAGACCGCAUGGACAGGACGUAAAGGCGAGAUAACAAAGUGAAUAUUGCCGAAUGUACCCAUCUAUAUAUAGAUUGAGGACCUGGACUCAGUUCUGAUAGUAACCAUACCUUAUGUUUUAGUCACGAACUAUGUUGUUACCUAGAUCAUUAUCUG
Messenger RNA from Dothidotthia symphoricarpi CBS 119687, 1523 nucleotides. RefSeq names its product nucleotide-binding domain-containing protein. Gene Ontology annotation, molecular function: flavin adenine dinucleotide binding; sarcosine oxidase activity; saccharopine oxidase activity. The transcript has a single exon. Lineage: Eukaryota; Fungi; Ascomycota; Dothideomycetes; Pleosporales; Dothidotthiaceae. Bases 1 to 1293 code for a protein of 430 amino acids. The record is from RefSeq and is a predicted model, not a curated record.